Molecule: messenger RNA, 420 nt
Organism: Helianthus annuus (common sunflower)
Lineage: Eukaryota; Viridiplantae; Streptophyta; Magnoliopsida; Asterales; Asteraceae
Exons: 1
Coding region: 1-420 (139 amino acids)
Source: RefSeq, a predicted model, not a curated record
AUGAUCGGGAACUUGGAUUGUCGUCAUUGGCAGUGGUAUAACUGUCCGACCGCAUGGCAAGGUCAACACACACGAGGUGACCAAGACCGAUCAACUGUUAUUCUUCAAGCGGUUGCCUCACAGGACCUUUGGAUAUGGUCGGCUUACUUUGGUGUCGCAGGGUCAUGCAAUGAUAUAAACGUUUUCGAGCUGUCUCCAUUGGUAGAGAACUAUAUUUAUGGUAGAGCUGCGAGAGCAUCUUUUUAUGCAAACGGAAACUACUACCCGCAUGGAUACUAUUUGUACGAUGGAAUUUAUCAUAGGUAUUCGAUUGUCGUGAAGACAUUCAGGGACCCGUAUGAUGAAAAAAGAGCUUACUUUAAAAAGGUUCAAGAGUCUUCGCGGAAGGAUAUUGAGAGAUACUUUGGGGUUCUUCAAUAA